UUGGAGCUACAGUGGACUCGGACUGGGAUUUUCUGACGCCGUAUGUUUUUCCUAAAAUAUCUGUUCCCAUACAUUGUUGGAGUUCGUCAACCGUGCGCUAUCGGCGCCGUAAUCGGCAGUGGAAAUGAUGAACUCCAGUGUCGACCUGUCCCGGCGGAAUCCGCAGGAGGAUUUCGAGCUGAUCCAGCGGAUAGGAAGCGGCACAUACGGCGAUGUGUACAAGGCUCGUAAUGUCAACACAGGAGAGCUGGCUGCUAUCAAAGUCAUCAAACUGGAACCGGGUGAGGACUUUGCUGUUGUCCAGCAGGAGAUUAUAAUGAUGAAGGACUGUAAACACUCCAACAUUGUAGCCUAUUUUGGCAGUUAUCUCCGGAGAGAUAAGUUAUGGAUCAGUAUGGAGUACUGUGGAGGAGGUUCACUGCAGGAUAUCUAUCACGUAACCGGGCCUUUGUCAGAGUCACAGAUAGCCUACAUGUCACGGGAGACCCUGCAGGGUUUGUACUACCUACACAAUAAAUGCAAAAUGCACAGAGACAUCAAGGGAGCCAACAUCCUCCUGACAGACAAUGGCUAUGUUAAACUAGCUGACUUUGGUGUAUCGGCCCAGAUCACAGCAACUCUAGCCAAGAGGAAGUCAUUCAUCGGAACUCCGUACUGGAUGGCUCCAGAGGUAGCAGCAGUGGAGAGGAAAGGAGGUUACAACCAGCUGUGUGAUAUCUGGGCUGUGGGCAUUACUGCAAUAGAGCUGGCUGAGCUACAGCCGCCCAUGUUUGACCUGCACCCCAUGAGGGCUCUCUUCUUAAUGACCAAGAGUAAUUUCCAGCCUCCCAAGUUGAAAGAUAAAGUCAAGUGGACAAAUAACUUCCACCAUUUUGUCAAACUCGCCCUCACCAAGAACCCAAAGAAGAGGCCCACAGCUGAGAAACUGCUGCAGCACCCUUUUGUGUCGCAGCCUCUCAGCAGGACGCUGGCGAUAGAACUGCUGGACAAAGCCAACAACCCCGACCACAGCACCUUCAAUGACUUUGACGAUGAUGACCCUGAGCCAGAGUCUCCGGUCUCUGUUCCUCAUCGUAUUCGUUCCACCAGCAGGAGCGCCAGGGAGGGAAAGACGCUGUCGGAGAUUAACUUUGGUCAGGUGAAGUUUGAUCCUCCCUUGAGAAAGGAGACGGAGCCUCAUCAUGAGCCGUGUGAAUCUGAGCCCUAUCUGGACUGUGUUGAGGAGCUCUACUAUACCGCGAGAUCUAAUCUGGACUUGCAGCUGGAGUAUGGACACGAUUCACCAAGUCUGCUGGGAGGAAACAAGAGUCUUCUCAAAUCUGUGGAGGAGGAACUACAGCAGAGGGGCCAUGUGGCACACUUAGGGGAUGAUGAUGAUGAGGAUGAUGAUGGUGCAGAUGAUGAUGAAACUCACACUCAUAAAUCAAGCACUAUCAUGAGGCCAAAGGUCCCGCCUCCACUUCCUCCCAAGCCGAAGUCGAUCUGCUCGUCCCAUCCCCCGCAGCAGCAGCAACAACUAAAACACGACGACAGCCAUUCACACAGCGAGGACGACGGCGGAGGCGGAGGGACCAUCAAGCGCUGCCCAGUCCCAGAGACGCCGAGCCCCGCCAAGCCCGCCUCCAACGUCCCCCCGCGGCCCCCGCCCCCGAAGCUGCCACCCCACCGCCGCAGCAGCCUAGGUAACGAGAGCCCGAAGCGCACGGACGUCGAAAACUCUGCCCCAGAGGAUGAUGGGAGCUUUAGGCAUUUCUGGGAGUGGCUCCACACGCCUCACACAGAGGAGGAGCUGGAGGAGGCUUGGGAGGUGCUGAAGGAGGUGAAAGAGGAGCAGGAAAAAGAGGAGAUAAAGGAUAAGAGGAAUGGGUUGAACACAGCGCCACACGGUGGUGGGGAGAGGGAAAGUCCAGCAGACAGACAGUCCACCAUGCCCCCUAGUGUCCCCAUACGGAAAGACAAGAAGGAUGUCCCGAAGCCAAUCAGUAACGGCCUCCCCCCGACACCCAAAGUCCAUAUGGGUGCGUGUUUCUCCAAGGUGUUCAACGGCUGUCCUCUGAAGAUCCACUGUGCCACCUCCUGGAUCAACCCCGACACCAGAGACCAGUAUUUGAUAUUCGGAGCUGAAGAGGGAAUCUACACGUUAAACCUUAAUGAGCUGCACGAGACCUCGAUGGAACAGCUCUUUCCCCGGCGGUGUACCUGGCUAUAUGUCAUGAACAAUUGUCUUCUUUCCAUAUCUGGAAAAGCCUCUCAGCUGUACUCCCACACUCUGAGCGGCCUGUUCGAACAGGCCAGACAGUUACAGAAGUUACCAGUAGCCAUUCCCACACACAAGCUGCCUGAUAAGAUGAUUCCCAGGAAGUUUGCGGUGUCCACUAAAAUUCCAGACACUAAAGGGUGCCAAAAGUGCUGCGUAGUUCGUAACCCGUACACAGGCCACAAGUACCUGUGUGGAGCCUUUCAGUCUAGUGUCAUGCUGUUGGAGUGGGUGGAGUCCAUGCAGAAGUUCAUGCUCAUCAAGAACAUCGACUUCCCGUUACCGUGUCCGUUGGAGGUCUUUGAGAUGUUGGUGGUCCCGGAGCAGACGUACCCUCUGAUCUGUGUGGCCGUCAGUAAAGGCACCGAACUCAACCAGGUGGUCCGGUUCGGCACCGUCAACCCCAACUCUACCUCCUCCUGGUUCACAGAAGCAGACACACCACAGACGUGUGUGAUCCACGUCACACAGCUAGAGAGAGACACUAUCUUAGUCUGCCUCGACAGGUGUAUAAAGAUCGUGAACCUCCAGGGCAGGUUGAAAUCCAGCAGGAAGUUGUCAGCUGAGCUCACCUUCAACUUCCAGAUCGAAUCCACAGUUUGUCUCCAAGACAGUGUACUGGCCUUCUGGAAGCACGGCAUGCAGGGACGCAGUUUCAAGACCAAUGAGAUCACCCAGGAGAUCUCUGAUAGCACACGCAUCUUCAGACUACUGGGAUCAGACAGGGUGGUGGUGCUGGAGAGCAGGCCUACAGACAACCCCACAGCCCACAGCAACCUCUACAUCCUGGCAGGCCACGAAAACAGCUACUGAGACACACAGACACACACACAUGCACAUAAACACACUCUCUAAACAGCCUACCACUAAUGCAAACAAGGGAGUGAGCGACCGGGAGACACACUCAGCCCCAACCUUACCGCUAACCCACCCACCAGACCUCCUGUGUAACUGGGAGACGAGCCGUUAAUGGGUGCAGAUGUGGAUUCCCAGUUGUUUAUAAAUGCACCGCAGUGUUAUAUGUGUAUUAGUUAAGCGUGUUGUAGUAGGGCGGCAGGUUGUGGAGCCGUUCCCGCUGUUAAAACCGCUGGUCCCAGGCCAGUUUGGGUUGAGAUAGCCGCGGGAAUCUGCACCUUAGUCGAGCGACUUCAACCCAGAAUCCUUCCUGACACCAUCCCACCUUUCCCUGCAUACUGCACACUGGGAAAACCGCAUCCAGCACAGAAGUCUGACGCCAACACUACUUCUACUACUAGUUCUACACAUACUACUACUACUACUGCUACUCGCGCUAAAGCUUCACAGAAGAGCCAUCUUGCACAGAAAACCUUUCAUCGUCCUUCCCUCUGUCUCCCUUUUUUUUUUAAACUACACCUUUAUUUAUUGUGGCAUGAUGUAACUUUAACAACCAGGAUGGCUUUCCUGUUUUAUUUGUUUUUUAAAAAAGAAAAGAAAAAAAAAAAGAAAACCGACUAAAAAGCUUCGCCACUUCUGCUAGCAUCGAACUCCAGUACCCGUCACCACACCACACAAGUGCUUAAUUGACCUCUAUUUAAUUGUUGUAAAUAUAAAUGUAGUAUUUUUUUGACAGAGACGAACACUAAAAAGACUGGUCAUGUAGAUAGGCGUGUGUAUAGUUGCUCUGAGAAGAACAGAGAGAGAGACAGGCACGGAGGAGUGACGGGGCGGUUAAUUCACUUCCUGGUUCCCUGAUCACGUGACGAGGGAGAGGAAGCAGAGAGCCCUGCGGUCUCCUCAGGUGAACAGCUUUAGCAAUCCGAUAUUACACGAAUAAUCCGGAGCUCAGGAUCGAACCGAGCGAAACACAGGAAGCAGCACCGAUUGGUCAUUUUAAUUUUGCAUGCGCCACCAUCAAAACUUCCUGCUCGUUCGCACCAUAGCAACAGUCGUCAGGGCAACAGAGGUUACAAAUUCUGCUCAUUUUAAGUUUUUCCAGCCGUCAUUUUAUGUUAACGCUGUUUUAAUCAGAAAGCUUUUUUUACUUUGCUAUUUUUUUAUUUUUAUGGAACCACUGGUGUUAAAAAUUUGCACAGAGACAAAGGUAUUUGAUAAACAAAUGUGAUGUCAUUAUAAUAUAUGACCUUGUGUGUAUGCACAGUGUGUGUGCGUGUGUAUGUGUGUGUGCGUAGGCAUAGAAUAUGCACAUACAAGUGCGUCAUGUACAGAUUUUGGCUAUAACAAGUGACAGUGGUGUUUAUCAAGAGAAGGCCGCCUGACAAGAGCAACAACAGAUAUUAAAAACCAAUUUUAAAAAAGCUGGAUUUACACAGAAGGAAAAAUUAUUUAUAUUUAUUCAGUAGAGCUGGUUUGUAUUAAAUGUUAGCAUUAAAAUUAGCUUCUGUGGAAUGUGGUUUGACAUAUUUCACCAUGAAUAACCAGGAACUAUCUAAAUAAUUAGUGUCCGGAAACCACUCCUUGUGGUACUCCGAAGAGGACAAAACAAACACUACAACUUGUUUUAAAAUACUGCUUGAAGAAUAUCUAUCAAGAGAAGACAGAAUCACAUUUGGGCCAAAUUAAAUGCAAAUAAAGAGCCAGUGCUUCCCAUUCUUAGCUGGCUUCUGUUCUGCUAGUCACUAAAACAAAAUGGCUUCUCUCACUGAAAGCUUCUGUGUACAUCCAAUCAUUUAAUCCUUUUAGUCAUAUUCGGAGAAGUGUUUUAACUUCGGCCUUCAUCGCUGUGACUUCUUUAAAGGCUGACAUCUGUAUAAGAGAUCACUACAUGCAUGUAGAUGUGCACCGUGUGGUGUAUAGGAGCGUCUACAUGUGGCAGUACACUACCAGUCUUUACAAGCUGUGACACUAGAGGUUGCUUCAGAGGACAUGAACACUAGUUUAGCUGGAUUUAACCGAGGCACCAUCACUGAACCUGAGAUCUUACAGAGCUGAAACGUUUCGGUUCAUGUGUCAAGUUUCCCAUUCAGUUCUUUGUUCUCUCUCACUAAAGAGUACAGCUGAUAUCUAAACCAGCCACAAAAUUAACAAGUUGGAAAGGUUAAAAGCUGCUCCUCACACGCAGCAUUAAGUGAUGUCAUCACAUCAAUGAAAAAUUAAAUACCAUUAAUAUGAUGAUAAAGAAUUUAUUACCACUAUGGCCACAUACCUCUGAAUUUAAUGGGCAGUGUGGUCGGGGUGUAAAUUACCAGUGUCAUCACGAUGCAGUAUUAUAUCGAUUCUUUGGACAACGAUACGAUAAUUGCCGAUAUUACAAAGUCUGUCACGAUACGAUUUCGAUUCGUGAUUGAUAUGAGAUGAUAUUAAAUGCCCAUCUAACACAAUCAGUCACAAAGGAAGCUGCCAUCCAUUCUCUUUUGCUUUUGGCCAUAAAAGAUAAAAACAACGCAUAUAUAAAUAACUGUAGCCUCUUAAGUGCAGUGAAGCUAACGUUAAACUGACUGAAGUUAACCUUCAGGGCUUUCAAUCGUUUUCCGAAAACUUCUCAAACUUCUCCCAGCAGCUAUAAAACAUGGAUUAACGACAGCAGUGUUUAACAUAAGUAUCUCAGCUCAGUAAUAGCUGUCAAGGUUCAUGGACAAAACAAUUGUUGUUGCUAAUCACCCAUUAUUAGCUUUAGCAUGUUAACAUUGCAUAAGUUAGCCUAGUGGCUAGCGGACUUUUUCCUCUACUUAUAGCCAAACAGAUUACAUGUAACAUUAUUUUUCUCAAUCACCAUUGGUUUAAGUCACCGGGAAGUUAGUGAAGUGAGAUGGCCGUCCGGGCAGGUAACGUUAUGUCGUGUUUUAUCUCCUAACACCAUUGUUCACGUACGGCAUGUGCUUUGUCUAUUGACACUGCUGAUGUAUUCCCGAAUAAAUCUCUUUUCUCUUGGCUGCUCGCCAUCUGCCUGCCACUGUUUAACAGUGACGCAGACUUUCAGAAUAAAAGCGCACCCUAAAGAUGAUGAUAUAGAUCGGUGUUUUCACUUUGUAUCGAUGAUACAGGACCAUUGAUCAUCGAAUUGAUAUAUCGAUCCAAAUCGAUGGAUUGUUACACCCCUAAAAUGUGGUAUGUUAUAAAACAUGACUAAAGAUUUAACACGUCAUCAGUCGCUACAAACAUAACUGAAACCCAACAAUGUCAAUCUUUUAAGAAUUAAGGCUGGCUGUGGAGUAAAUGGAAGAUUUACUAAUGGAUGAGAACAUUUCAGCUCUGUAUGGAUGUGUCACUGAAUGUUACUAAGGUGGUUUUAAAGGGACAUGUAACCAUGUUGAAGGACUGACAGUUUAAGAAAAUGAUGUGUCAAAAAGUGGAAAUCUCAACCUUUUUUGGUCACUUAUCCAACAUGGCAGCAUGUCCGUCAGUGACAGGAAUCACACCAACAUCCCUACGCACACUUCACUAUGUUUUCAUGGGGUUUUAAACUGAUCCGCUCACUGGAUUCCAGCUCCUGAUGCUGUAUUGCUCUGUUGUGGUGAAGUAGCUAAAACACGCAUAUUCUAGUUCAGUGUAGAGAGCUUGAAUCCACUGUGAGGAUUUAAAUUAUUUGUGUGCUUUUUUAAAACACUUGAGCUCAAUUUUCUUCUAUAAAAUGCCCACGGAGUGUUACGCUGGAAAACACGUUAGAAAUAUGAAUCAUACGAGACAUGAAGACAACACAUUUAAUUGUCAGUUUGGAGUGGAAAAUGCCAUAGAAGCCAUAGAAGAGAGGGGGUUAACUCAUUUCUAGGGCAGGACAUUUGCUUAAACCAGGAUUUAAACUGUUAUUCAGAGCGUAGUACAGUUAGUUUGGACUUUUGUUUUGAAAUACCGUCAAAGUGAACAACAUCCCCAAGUUAGCAAUUGAGCCCAAAUCAUGCUAAUACGUAUGUGUCGAGCCAAAAUUAGGGCUGCCUCCGAAUAAGAAUUUUCCUUGUCGACCAGUAGUCGUCAUUUAGGGCCAUUAGUCGACUAGUCGCCCACAUGUUUUUGAUAUUAAUUAAUUAAUCAUUAAAUUAUAUAUUUUGCUGUCAGCAAAGCAGUAAUGAUUGUGCUAAGUG
Molecule: messenger RNA, 7254 nt
Organism: Epinephelus lanceolatus (giant grouper)
Lineage: Eukaryota; Metazoa; Chordata; Actinopteri; Perciformes; Serranidae
Product: mitogen-activated protein kinase kinase kinase kinase 3-like
Biological process (GO): protein phosphorylation; intracellular signal transduction
Cellular component (GO): cytoplasm
Molecular function (GO): ATP binding; MAP kinase kinase kinase kinase activity
Source: RefSeq, a predicted model, not a curated record